Molecule: messenger RNA, 2150 nt
Organism: Girardinichthys multiradiatus
Lineage: Eukaryota; Metazoa; Chordata; Actinopteri; Cyprinodontiformes; Goodeidae
Gene: gap43
Product: growth associated protein 43
Exons: 3
Coding region: 258-974 (238 amino acids)
Biological process (GO): regulation of growth
Molecular function (GO): protein binding
Source: RefSeq, a predicted model, not a curated record
AGGCAGUGAGUAAGAGAGAGAAAAGAGUUGCACCCAGGCAGACCAAGUGAGGAGCGUGUGUGUGCAAACUGGGAUGAAUAAAUGCACUGGAAGGCUUAGCUGGUGAUACAGCCAGAGAGAGAGAAAGAGAGAACGAGUGUGUGUGUGUGCACGAAAGUGAGUGAGAGAGAGAGAGGGUGAGACAGAAGAAGUGAAAGGGAAGGAAAAAGGGAAGAAAGAAGCAUAGAAGAGAAAGGGAGGAUACUACAACUCCAACUAUGCUGUGCUGCAUAAGAAGAACCAAACCGGUGGAGAAAAAUGAGGAUGCAGACCAGAAGAUUGAACAGGAUGGCACCCCCAACAAGCCUGAAGACAAGGCCCACAAGGCUGCCACCAAAAUACAGGCAAGUUUCCGUGGACACAUAACUCGGAAAAAGAUGAAAGAUGGCGAAGAAGAAAAGGAAGGAGACAGUCCUGCUGCAGAAGAGGCAGCAGAUGGUAAGGAGACAAAGAUGGAGGGAGAAGAGGCACCUGCUAAGGAGGAAAAUGCAGGGGAAGAGGUCAAAAAGGAGGUGGAUGAGACAAACAAGGCCAAAACUCCAGGAGCAGACAAGCCAGCUAACUCUCCUGCAGGCACAGCAAUGUCUCCCGUAGCAGCAGCCCCAGCUGUUGCUUCUCCCAUGGAUGCCACGGCCCCCUCUGAACCUCAGAAAGAAGAGCCGAAGGCUGAGGAGAAGCCCAAAGUGGUGGAAGCUCCAGCAGCAACACCCAAGAGUCCCACCACAGUUUCAGCCGAGGAGAAGAAGGAGGAGAAAAGUGAGGAAAAGAAGGAGGAGGCCAGAAAAACCGAUGUGCCUGCUGCUGUCAGUCCGACAGCUGAAAAGGAGGAGCCUAACCAAACAAAUGAUAAAAAAGAUGCUGCAGAGGAGUCUAAAGGGGAGGAGAAUGCCCACCCAGAUGGGGCUGCAGAGCCCUCCGAGUCCAAGGACGACUAAAGGCAAAGUCUUACCCACUGGAAAUCAGAAUUAAGAGAAAAUGAUGAAUAACACAAAAAUCUAAAAAGGUUGCUCUUUGCCUUCCCAAUGUCGAGGGCAGUCAGUUUUUAUUUGUUUGUCAUUUUUUGUGUGGCAAUGAUUUUCUCAUGUUGGGGGAGUUUCCAGCGUGAAGUUUUUUGGCUCAAGCUAAUAGCGUGAUGAUGAUGGUGAUGUCUGUAUUAUUGAGUAUGAAAUAUGAUUAUUACCUUCAUGACGAUAAUAAUGAGGAUGAUGUUGCAAAAGUUGAAAGCUUCAUUUGUAGUGUCUAUACUACUUAAUAUAAGUGAAACAUCCCCGGAUUGACUGCUUCCAGUUGAGCCACUCACACAUUUAAAAUGCAUUGCCAAUGCACCACGGUACAUUUGCAUUGUAAUGCACUUUUUUAAAACCCAUGUUGCAAAAACAAAACUUCGUUCUGCAAAUCCAUGCACAAAAGCAAGAUAGUUUUGAAAUGCAACUCCAGUUUUCAGCACCGCACAAGUGCAUUGAGAACACAGCAACACAUCAGAUGGAUACUAGAAUGUUUAUCUAAAUGUGUGAGUUUUCCAGUUGGGCAGUUGUAUUCCAAAUCCAAAAAUGAGACAUUAAAAUUACUGCUCUUUCUAUUCAGCUUGAGUCACUCAAGCCUGGUUUACACCCCUUUUACAAACUAUGUCAACCCACAUUUACAGUAAAGGACCUGUUGCCAUUAAAUCCUAUAAUAAACUAUAGAAAAUUUCUAAUGUAUUGAUGUAACUGGCUCUUAUAUAUAUUGACUUGUGUUCUGCCAAGCAAGGGUAAGAACAGUAGCAUGAACCAUGGAACCAGAUGCAUGAUGGGAACUCUCCCUCUGAGAGGAACUUCUUAAGAACUUAAGAAGUGUGGCGGCUUCUUUUUGAUGUCUUUGGUGUUGUUAUGACAGUUUCUAUGAAUUGGAAAAAAAAUUACUCUUGCACUGAUGUUACUGAAAAAAGAUACAAAUUCUGAAAAGGAAAAAUCAAAAGUACAAAAUUCUUUUCCUAUGUUCCAGUGAGUACAAUGUCCAGUUUCAACCUUAACAAAGAGUUCAAACUUGUGGAAAAAAUAAUGAAAAAAAAUAAAAAAUGGUUUCAAUGUCUGUUUUCAAAAUAAAGCAAAUGUGCCAAUUACCAUCCUAAA